Molecule: messenger RNA, 2502 nt
Organism: Fusarium venenatum
Lineage: Eukaryota; Fungi; Ascomycota; Sordariomycetes; Hypocreales; Nectriaceae
Source: RefSeq, a predicted model, not a curated record
AUGUUAUCUUUGGCUAACGCCCAGUCUCUGCUGGCCGGUAUCGUUGCGGCUACCCUCAGUACGCUCUGCCUUACCUCGGUCUUCUCCAGCAAGAGCCAGGACGAAGCCCCGGGCUUGAUCAAGUCUUUCUUCCUCUUCUUCUACUCUUCUUUCCUCAAACCCCACCAGGGUGACUCCAAGGGCAACCAACAAGAUGCCCUCGAAAGCUUCUACAAGAAGCAGGCCGGCGCUUACGAUGCUACCCGAAAGGUACUCCUUCGUGGUCGAGAGGACAUGCUGGCGCUUGUUGCCGCACAACUUCAGGCGAAGCUAAAGAACAUGGCCUCCAAGAAUGAUCAAAAGACGAAGCGAGUCUGGGUCGAUAUUGGCGGCGGUACUGGUUUCAACAUUGAGGCCAUGGGCGCCUUCGUCGAUGUCCCUACCUUCUUCUCUAGCGUAUACCUCGUCGACUUUUCCCCGUCUCUGUGUGAAGUGGCGAAGAAGCGAUUCGACCGUCUUGGCUGGAAGAAUGUCAAGGUGGUAUGUGAGGAUGCUCGCAAGUUUCGUCUUGAGGAUUAUGAAUCCGGCAUGCCUUCGAAGCCAAUUCCACCUCGUUCUCCGGCCCUGAGCUAUUUCGAUAAGCCACGUCCUGAUUUUGGCGGAGCAGACUUGAUCACAAUGUCAUACAGUCUGUCCAUGAUUCCUGACUAUUACUCUGUCAUCGAUUCAGUGACUUCUCUCCUGUCACCUCAAGGCAUCAUGGGCGUUGUAGACUUUUAUGUUCAGAACAAGAUCGACUUUGCCUUCCGAAACUACACUGGAGGUCUUGUGGAUCGUCACGUCAACUUCUUGUCGCGAAGCUUUUGGCGCUCCUGGUUUGAUCUUGACCGGGUCGGUCUCGAACCCAGUCGUCGAGAUUACCUCGAGUACAAGUUUGGCACUGUCCUCAACGUCAACACUCGCAACAAAGGAUUGGGGGCCAUUCCCUACUAUAUUUGGCUUGGUUGCCACAAGAAGCCUUUCUCAUCGUCCAGUCUCCCCCAUGAGAUCGUUGAGCGCAUUGAUGCUUUGGUUACAGAGUCCCCUUACCUGUAUCCCGCCAAUCACGGAGAUGCUUUGACUCGAGCUAUCGAAAGAUCUGCACCUGAAAUUCGAUCCAAGGCAUUCCUCACUGCCGUUUCCAACCUUUCUUCUAACCUACCUCUGCCUUCCUUCUUUUAUCAAAAUCACCACUGGCGCAUCUACUACGACGAGCAGCUUCCCAAGCAUACCCAGUUCAAGGAUGAGUAUAUCUAUGCUUUUACUUGGGAAGAUACUCGCGUUGAUGAACGUAUCCUGAAGCUUGAUGCCGACGACAAGGUUCUCGCCAUCACUUCCGCCGGCGACAACAUUCUCUCAUACCUCCUUCAAAGCCCUGCUCGUGUUCAUGCAGUCGAUCUGAACCCCACACAAAAUCAUCUUCUUGAGCUCAAGGCAGCUUCAUAUACUGCACUGUCUUAUGAAGAUUUCUGGAGGAUAUUCGGAGAUGGCAAGCAUCCUCGUUUCCGUGAGCUUCUUAUCACCAAGCUUUCGCCCCAUCUUUCAGGUCGCGCACUCCAGUAUUGGCUCAAGAACGUUCACGUAUUCCAGAACAGCAGCGGUUACGGUCUCUAUGACACUGGAGGCUCCCGUCACGCAAUCCGUGUUUUCCGUUGGAUUGCCCGAAUCUUUGGUCUGCAGAAGGCCGUGAAGCAGCUCCUUGAGGCCAAGACCCUUAAUGAGCAGCGAGAAAUUUGGCGACGCAAGAUUCGACCUGCGCUUCUGUCCAAGCUUGUUUGCAAUUUGGUCGUAUCUCAAGAGAGCUUCCUCUGGGCUGCGCUUGGUGUCCCCAAGAACCAGUUAGCCAUGAUUGAGGCUGAUCAUGCCAACUCGGACUUGGUCAAAGGCCCCAAGCCCGCUGCUAAGAACACUCGUUCUCAUGCCAUCUGGCACUACAUGGUCAAUACUCUUGAUCCUGUUGCAGAGGAGACUCAUAUCGCCGCCGAUAACCCUUACUAUUAUGUCUGCAUGGAUGGCAAGUUCUCACCGAAGUGUCAUCCAGAUUAUCUCAGUCCCCGGGCCCACGCAAAACUCUCUCGCCCUAGCGCUCUCAACGGUCUUCGUAUCCAUACUGAUGAGCUUGAGGAAGUCAUCGCGCGCAUUACCCCUGGCACUUUGACUGUUGCUGUAGUCAUGGACAGCAUGGACUGGUUUGAUACCGGAUCCCGAGCCGCUGCCGCUCAGAUCACAAAGCUGAACCGUGCAUUGGCAAUGGGUGGCCGUGUGCUCCUUCGUUCUUCCGCGUUGACCCCUUGGUAUAUCAAGGAGUUUGAAAGUCACGGAUUCACUCCUAAGCAGCACGGUGCUCGCACUGAUGGAGCCUGCAUCGACAGAGUGAACAUGUAUGCCAGUUGCUGGAUAUGCACAAAGUCGGAAAACUUGCCCCCUCCUACACCCGAGAUGGAUCGAGGCGGAGGUUGCGAGAUCACGUCAUUGACUAUUUGA